Messenger RNA from Coregonus clupeaformis (lake whitefish), 2370 nucleotides. RefSeq names its product testican-1. The record is from RefSeq and is a predicted model, not a curated record. Gene Ontology annotation, molecular function: protein binding; calcium ion binding. The transcript has 13 exons. Lineage: Eukaryota; Metazoa; Chordata; Actinopteri; Salmoniformes; Salmonidae. The coding region runs from base 192 to 1607 and encodes 471 amino acids.
ACAAGUUCUGAGGCUCGUUCCUGCUGCUCCCGGUCGGCGUCAGUAUUACCGCUGAGUUCGGAGCUACCGGAGGUCCCGUGGAUUCUCAGCCUACUCUACCGGACCGAUAAGCCGUCUAACUGACACCCGCAGAAACUUCACACCUGAGCCCUCUGUUUCCCCCGGAAGUUGUACACAAGCUAUCCGAGACGAUGCUUUUCUGUCUUUUGCCUCUUGCGGCUCUCUUGCUGCGCGCUGAGAGCAGACGGGGGGAAACAGUGCUCGGUAACAACAACAAUGGCCACGCGCUGGACAACGACAAAUGGCUGAGCACCGUGUCUCAGUACGACAAGGACAGAUAUUGGAACAAAUUCAGAGAUGAAGUUGAGGAUGACUACUUCAAAAGCUGGGGUCCUGCCAAGCCAAUUGACCAAGAGACAGAGGCGAGGCCCGGCAGACAUGGGGAACCUAGAACCAAAGCCCACUCCAACCCAGGGAAGAGGAGAACAGAGGAGGCUCUGGACGCCACUAAAAACCCAUGUCUGAAGGUACGCUGCCCUCCUCACAGGGUGUGUGUCAGCCACGACUAUCAGACAGCCAUCUGCACCAACACCAACCACAAGCAGCCUACACACAGUGUGAAACCGAGGAAAGGAAGCUUGGCCCAGAAACACUGGGCAGGGGCCCAUGGGAAGUGUAGGCCAUGCCCUGUCAUCCACCCCGGCCCUGUGUGUGGCUCUGACGGACACACCUACUCCUCCAAGUGUACGCUGGAGUUCGAGGAGUGUAAGUCAGGGAAGAGCAUCACUCUGAAGUGUGAGGGACCGUGUCCAUGUCUGCCUGGUCUGGAACUGGUCAAACCACACAGUGACAAAACAGAGAAGAACGUUUGCAGUGAUGGGGACCUGCAUAGCCUAGCAUCCAGACUGAAGGACUGGUUUGGAGUUCUCCACCUCGACGCCAACCGAGACCUCAAAUCCUCCGCCAACUCUGAUUCAGCGGCAGGACGUUUUGACACCAGUAUCUUGCCCAUCUGUAAGGACUCUCUGGGUUGGAUGUUCAACAAGCUGGACAUGAACUAUGACCUCCUGCUGGACCAAUCAGAGCUCAGUGCCAUCUACCUGGACAAGUAUGAGCUGUGUAUGAAGCCCCUGUUCAACUCCUGCGACUCCUUCAAGGACGGGAAACUGUCCAACAACGAGUGGUGCUACUGCUUCCAGAAACCUGACGGUCUGCCCUGCCAGAAUGAGAUGAACAGGAGUCAGACCCAGGGUCGGCGCAACACUGUCAUGGGGGUCUAUAUUCCACGCUGUUCUGAGGAGGGUUACUUUAAGCCAACCCAGUGUCGUGGUAGUACUGGACAGUGUUGGUGUGUAGACAAAUACGGCAACGAGAUCGCCGGCUCCAGAAAACAGGGCAACCCCACCUGUGAGGAGGACCAAGAGACCUCGGGGGAUUUUGGUAGCGGGGGCGCCGUCAUUCUCCUUGAUGACCAGGAGGAGGAGCCAGCUCAGAGUGGGAGGAGCCGGCAGAAGCAGAGGCGGGGCCGGAUCCAUCCCAGAGGGGCCAUUGAGGAUGACGAGGACGAGGAAGAUGACAAAGACGACGAGACUGGCUACAUCUGGUAGCUCCGCCCCCACCUGUUCUCCCAUCAACCAACCAGGGACCCCCGUUAACUCUGAACAGACCUGAAGCCAUUCCAGCGUCUCCUUCGUCCCACCCCCUACCCCUCAGCAUCAACUGACUAUCCCCUCCACUAUGCCUCUUGUUCACCUUGAAACGUUCUCUCCACUACUCCACCUUCAUAUAGUGUGCCCCUCCUACUCUCCUUCAGAUAAUAGAGACCUAUUCAAUUCAAACAAAGACUGUCUAGUCUCUUUUAAUGUGUGUCCCUCUGCUACUGCAACUGUCCUCAAACCCUUCAACCUUUGACUGACACAUUGCUAUAUCCCCUCUCUCUCUCUUUCUUGCUCUUACUCCCUCUCCCUCUCUCAUCUCCCCUUUCUCUCUCUUUAUCUGUCUCUGUGUGUCUCUGAGAGUCUCUUUGUCUGUCUGUGAGGCCAGAGACAGAUUCUAUGGUGUGUUCUGGGCCUUCUGUCAGAGACUCCGUGUUCCGCUCCCGGCCUCAGCCCUCAUGUUCUAGAAUACCAUAUUCUCUGGUUCCAUUAUAUUCUAUAGGCUCUUUGGUCGAGAAUAACGUUCUUGCUGUUAUUGAAUGUUCCAGGGUGCCCUAGAACCAGCAAGAGUGAUGAUGUGUUACUUUUUGUUGCAUGUUCCAUGACUACGCCCCUGCUGAAGAGAAGUUUGGGUGGGAAGAUACACUGAGUGUACAAAACAUUAGGGACACUUUCCUAAUAUUGAGUUGCACCCCGCCCUUUUGCCCUUAAAACA